Messenger RNA from Mercenaria mercenaria, 5268 nucleotides. RefSeq lists its product as uncharacterized. Gene Ontology annotation, molecular function: protein binding. The record is from RefSeq and is a predicted model, not a curated record. NCBI's taxonomy places the organism in Eukaryota, Metazoa, Mollusca, Bivalvia, Venerida, Veneridae. The transcript has 12 exons. The coding region runs from base 764 to 4624 and encodes 1286 amino acids.
AAUUAGCGGUUCAUAUUUACUCAAGAGAACUAUGUAAAUUUUAAAAAUUAUAGGUCAGAAACUUUUGUAAACAGUUAAACAGAAAACAGACUGUUGACAUUUCUAAUAUAUACAUGGGUGUUUGUUAUAACAGCUGGCUGGUAUUUUGACAACAUACAAAAUAACAUGAUAAUAUUCUCAAUUACACUAUUUGAGAAAAAGUGUUCUUCUCCAUUUGCGAGAAACAUAUUAUUUGUAUUACUAGUAUUACAAAAAUAUAUAUUUUUAGAAAUUUUAUCUGUAAUGGAAAUGCACAGUUUAUUAGCGGUAAGUAAAAUUUGGCAUUAAAGAGACAAUUCUAUUGUUUUCGAAAGCUAAUUUGAUGAAGAUAAGUAUAAUGUUGACAAUUGCGAUGGUGUAGUUAGCAGGAUGGACAUGUUGUUUGUACGCUGAUGGAUAGGACGCAGACAUUAAGUCUUGGAUUAGAUCAACAAGUUGUAGACAGUUAUGGUACAAAUUGUGAUAAAUGUCUCGCUCUUCAUAUACAUGUACUUAGCGACAUUCAUGUGAUGAACCUUUUCAGUACUGAAACUUGUAUUGACUCGGCUGUGACUUUAUGAAAAAUUAAGUGAUUGAAGUUCCUGCUGUAUCCGUAAGAAAUAAAUUAUGUGGAAUAAUUUGCAUAAUAUUACCAGCGAUGUUAGAAUUGUGAAUUUAUAGCUACUGAAGAUUCUGUUUCUUUGAGAUUACAUUUGAAAGAAUAUAAAAUUAGUGUCAAAAAAAAAUGUGGCGUCAUUUGCCAUGUGCCGGAUGUCGAAAGGAUGCCAAGAGUUAUGGGCAGGAUUAUCAGGUCAAAGCACAUAGUAUGGAUGUAGGUUCCCAAAGGGCCACAACGUUAUCCGACCAUCUACGUCACGCUGCCAGCAAGGGAAACAUUGAGGAUAUUGUUCAGUGCCUUCAGGCUGGUGCCACAUUUGAGUCAGAUCAGGAUGGUAGAACAGCUUUACAUUAUGCAGCACUGAAUGGCUAUACAGAUGUUACAAAGUUCCUGCUAGAGAAAGGUUGUGAAAUCAAUGUUCAAGAUGCUAGUGGUUAUACAGCACUACACAGAGCAGCGUCUCAGGGUCAUGUAGAAGUUAUAACUGCACUGCUGGAGAGAGGCUGUGAUGUCAACACACAGGACGAGCAUGGUAACGCAGCUAUACAUGAGGCAGCCUGGAAUGGGUUCAGUAAGACGAUAGAACUGCUGGUAAAGUUCAAUGUGAAUGUCUCUAUAGUAAAUAAGGCUGGUUUCACGGCACUACAUCUGUCUGCCCAGAAUGGGCACAACGAGAGUUCUAGGGUUCUGCUGUAUGCUGGCUGUAACAGUGAUAUUAGAAACAACUAUGGUGAUACAACGCUCCACACAGCAGCAAGGUACGGGCAUGCUGGAGUUACCAGAAUCCUCAUUAGUGCUAGGGCAAAGAUAAAUGAACAAAAUAAGAAUGGAGAUACUGCCUUACACAUUGCAGCAGCUUUAAAAAGACGGAAGAUCGCCAAGCUGCUUGUUGAGUCCGGAUCAGAUGUUUCUAUAAGAAAUAAACAAAAUGAAAAUGCUGUGGAUGUUGCAAGAAGAAAGGAUCAUGGAGAAAUCAUAGUCAUUAUACAAGCUUACUCAAGGCCUGCAAAACCACCAGUUAAGGAGGUGAAUUUCAAACCAGAAGUACAGCAUUUUGAAGGUCCUGUUGUCGUUCCUGAUAUGGACAUUCCUGAAAAACCUGACACUAAAGCAGACCGGGGCAAACGAUUUCUCUUCUUUAAGAAAAGAAAACCAAAGGAGAAGACCCCACCUCACAGAGGAGUUGUACCCCAGCAUAAUGUUCCUGGACACAAAUGCCAUGUCCAUACUGCGCCAGUACAAGGUUUCUUCAGUAAAUAUGUGCCAAGAGAGGGAGUCCAAUAUUACAGGGAUCUUGCCGGAAAUGUUAAACAGGGACCAGUUGGUUACACUCCAACAUGUAACUGUCUUCCAGCUAUACACCGCCUAGAAAAACAGGUCCACGACACACAGGAUCAUGUUUAUGGUCAGAUACAGUCUACAAAUCGUGUCAUGCAGGAACAGAUAAAUCAAGUCGAUCACAGGUCAACGAUGCGUCUUCAAGCUUUGGAGAAAUAUACUCAGGAUCGGUUUGUCGAGGAAGAGAACUUGUGUCGGCAAAGGCUUAAUGAACGAUAUAAUGAACAUGACAAUUAUUAUAUGCCUAAUGAUGAUCAUAUGAAAUCACAGAUACAAAACUGGUUAGAACAGAAGUUGGAAGGUUACGGACAUUGUCUUCAUCAUCAUCAUGAUGACUCAGCACUUCCAAAUGAAAAUAUUUUCUCUGAAGUUCAUGAAACUGCCAAUGGACGUUUGUUUAAAUCGCGCUCUGAUGAAACAUUAUCACAGUCAGAUAAUCAUAGCGGACGCUUCAGAAAACGAGAAUUUUAUGAAUCUAGGCAACAGGCAAUGCAGCAGAUUCGAGCUUGGCAGGUACCAAGCUAUAGUAAGGAUAGAAGUAGGGUGAAAGUGCUAGAAAAACAAGGACAAACAAAACGGUCUCAGAGUAGACCGGACUUAAAUAAAGUGACAGAACAAAGACAUUAUCCAGUUGAACCUAGAAUUCAAGUCAGAAACAGACCCCAGUCACAAAGUGUUGAAAGAACAGUUAACAAACCUGAAGAUAACACCUAUAUGACUAUGACAGGUACUCAAAAUAAUGGUGCUAUAGGGAAACAUUCCACUCUCCCCCAACCUCAGGUGUAUCCUAGUGCGAGAAAAGGGUCAGGGUCACAUGGCCCUAUGGGACACAGUACACCAAAGUCACGGGAAUCUAGUCCUUACGCUUCUCACAAUGGAAUAGUGCGUAGUCAGACUGACAGUGGUAUUAAUAACAAUGUGUCAAAUAAUUCACUGCAACAGACUUUUGGAAGGACGGAAUCUUCAACUGAACCAAAAAGACAAAUGUCACUAAGUGAAAAAAAUCUGAGUGAUAGAUCCUUUAUGUUUCCGGAUCAACAACAAACUCAAACAUAUAGUGUGCAUAAGCCAGAAACCAGUUCAAUAAGUGUUAACUCCCCUUACAGAAAUUCAACAAGCAGCGAUAACUUUGUGUCCAGUGUUCCAAAACCAACAUUUUCUACAUUUGGAUAUGAGGAUGGACAAGGUAGUAGAAAGAUUCCAGCAUUUAGUCCUGAACAAAACAGUGCUGAUCAUAUUGAUCAGGGACAGUGUGAAAUGCCAAGUUCUAGUACACCUAGGUCUAAUCAUUCCGGGAAAGAGGAGCAAGUUAGUAAGUCAUUUUUAGCUCCCGAUUCAUUUUCCCGCCAAAACUCACAAGGCUCGUAUGGUUUCACACCAAGAAAUCAUGACGAUAUGUAUGUUGAAAUGAAACAUUUAACUCCGAGAUUACACCAGCGUGCAAGAUCUUCUGAAGGAAUACUUGAAACAGACAUUGAUCAUGUAAAUCUCAGUCGUAGCCAAAGUGAAGAACGAACACUUGAAUUGCGGGACACUUCAUACACUCCAAACACAACCAGAUCUUCUUCUGAGGCCAGAAAUCUACAAAGUAACAUUUUGCACAGUCCAAAUCCAAAAUCUAUUUCUAAGCAGCAGACAGGGAUUUUGUCACCUCGACAGCAAAACUCAUUUUCAAAUGGCUCAUCUCACCCUGUAUAUAGCAGUUCACCCUACACGGUACAAAGUGGAACAGUCCGUUCAGCCACUGGACCACCAACGUUACCUAAACCUAGUGUUCAGUCAUCGUCUUACCCAUAUUCAACUGUACGAGAAGUGAAACGUGUUAGUGAUGUGAGAUACAAUGGAAAUACAAGUGGUGCUAAUAGAAACAUUAACGGAAAUGUUACAGAAAACGCAUAUAGUACAGUGAGGGACGUCCAGACACAAAAUAUUAGUAAUCGUAACGUAACAGUUGCAGCAGAUGUACAUAGUCCAUCUGACAUUUACAACAGUCAUCCUAUGAUAAACAAUACAAGCAGUAACUCUAAACAAAACCAGCUAGAACCUAGAUCAAAAACUGCUUAUCAGACUUACCUUACUGAGAACCCAAACUUUUCAAACGAGAAUUUAUGCCACAGAGAAAACUCUCCAAACAUUUGUAACAACAGUAAAGAGGACUCUAGUAGUAACCCUGACUCUGGUUACAGCAGUAAAAUAUUCGGCAAUCGAGCUAAUUCGGCAACUCCAGCAAGUUUAGGUAGUACACCAUCAUCAUCUUUCAGUACAGAUCGCGGUGUCCAUAGUAACACAAAUUCUCCACAAAGUCAGUAUUCUAAUACAGAUUACGAGUGUUUGCCAAAGAGACAGUACGAGGACGAGGUUCAGAAUCAUGUUCAAAGUUGGUAUCAGCGCAAAAUUCAGGAAACUACUCAAAAAGUAUAUGAUAACUGGAGGUCUGAAAGGUCACCAGGCAAGGUCACACCACAACAACAAAAUGGUGGACAGAGACUUCCUGUGAGGUAUUAUGGGAACAGUGACUAUGCUAAAAUUGACUACAGUGUUGUGAAUGGGCGGCAGCAAAAUGGGCAAGCUGGAAUUCCAAGUUAUACUCCAUCUGGACAGACAAGUCAUAUGGUUUCAACUUUUGUGGUUCAUGGCAGUGAUGUAUAAUUCUGAAUAACACAUUAUUUUCUUCAUGGAUACUGAUAAGCUUUAGUAACCAUAUGAAUUUUAUAUAAUGAUUAAUCUUUCAGUAAAAAUCCAUAUGACUCAUGCAGUAUAUUAUUUAAGAUUACGACCUUGUAUGUAUGAAGGGAUGAAUUUGCCACUAAUUGUUUACACAUGGAAAACAAGCGCAGCAAAGAUGUACCUUCCAUUAAAUUUAUGAAUUUAUAUAAUAUUCUUUCAGCAAAAAUCCAUAUGUUUGAUGCAAUAUAUUAUUUAAGAUUACCAUCUUGUAUGUAUGAAGGGAUGAACUUGCUACUGACCUAUUGUUUAAACAUGGAAAACAUGUGAAGCAAAGAUGUAUUAUAUGUGUUCCAUUAAAGUAACAUUCCUUUAUAUAGGUCUAUAUAUGUGCUAUAUUUUACUGUGUACAGAGAAUUAUUGGCAUGGACAUUAUUACAUUGCAUUACAUAUCUUGUCAUCUUUGACAUAUAUAGUGGACAGUACACAAAAUCAGAAAAUGGCAAUAUUUUUUUCUGUUACUGUAUUAAAUGUAUCCUAUGUGUUUGUACAAAGAUGUUGUAUAAGUUAUUUUUUUGAUACUGUAUAUUUUAUAAAUACAUGAACAUUAUAUUAAACAAAUACCUCUG